Messenger RNA from Marchantia polymorpha subsp. ruderalis, 1790 nucleotides. The record is from the annotation of a GenBank genome assembly. Lineage: Eukaryota; Viridiplantae; Streptophyta; Marchantiopsida; Marchantiales; Marchantiaceae.
ACGAAUGAUUCUUGAAAGCACUCCCGUGUGGUCGAUCACGGUGUACGGAAGCGUCUCUGCGUGGCGUGUCGUGUCGUUUCACUGGUGAAUGAGACGGCGACUGAGAGCGACGAAUCAGUUCAAUGUAUUCUGAGGUGGUUCGUGUUUCGGUCUGAAUGUGAUCUGUCAGUCACAUCAAAUGGAGUUGUCAAAUGGCGUAUGUCCGAGAUACGUGUCAGUCUCAUACUUUCUCAACUCAAAGUCAGUUUUCCAGCAAGAGAUUCAUUAAAUCAGGAAUGGGUUGAAUGAAAGUCAAAGUGAUAUUAGGCUACGAGAUGUUCCACUAAGUGUUCACAUUCGGUGUAUGGAGGUUCACACGUGCUCGUCUAGACUUGCUGAAGGGAGUCGACAAGACGGGAAGCCUGCUAAAGGAUGCCAGUGAAGCUUUGAAAUGGGCUACAAGAAGAUUUGAAGCCCAGUCGAAGGCUUCGUUCGUGCUAUAUUCGUGUUUCGGAUUUCCACUGAACUCGUUCAGGACCUUUUGGAGAAUGUGCGCAGACUUCCUCCCAAUGUGGAAUAUGUUUCAUGCUGUGCUGCUGUUCCUAUUCCUGAUGUGUGACACCGUUCACCAUGCGGAGUCGAGGUCCGUUUCGAUCAUGAGGAGUCGCCCCAUCACUGAAGUGACUCCUCGAGUACUGCCCAAUGUCGAUUCUGCAGAAGCGGCCGCACAUCCAGAUGGACUGCACAGCGGCAGAGGAGUUGACGUACACAUGUACAAGCUCCGAAGACAGUGCGGACGAAGACUGACUGCACCGGUAUCUGCUUUCGUCGAGUCCUCUAAAAGCAUCAGCGUUCAGAGUCCCCUAGCCACAAGCAGCCGGUCGAGACACAAUGACGAGGGAUCGGAAUUCAACAUUUCGCCAUGUGAUCAGUCCGCUGAAAGCUAUGCAGCUGAUCAUGUUUACGGCGCACAGCAGGCGUCUGAGAACCAUCCCAUCUUUCAGGAUUCUGAUCCCCUCAAUCCGAUUCACCAGGACAGCAAUCGGCCUUCAUCACACGCUCAUGAUCACACUGACUACUUGGAUCCAGAAGUCCAUCCUCCAGGCAACUAUGAGGGAUAGAGGUUUUCUUCUUCAGUCUCCAGUACUUACAAUAUAUACGAUCCAUGACUCCACAAGCUGACGGCGAAGAAAGUUUGAAGUAAGCACUGUAAGUAGAGGCUGUGAGGUUGGAUGGUGAAGAGAAGACCAAGCAAAGUCGGAGAUUCUUCGUCUGUCUUGACUACGACUUUUCUCAUAAUUAAUUCUGUUAUUACAAUAUUUCCUGCGGUGACCAGUUGGGAAACCCAUGGUAUGACCCUAUUGCAUAAAAGGUUUCGAGCUGAAAGGACGUUGAGAUACUCCACCUCAGUAUUUGCACUUGUUGCUACUUUUGCAGCAAAGUUUUUACUUCGAAACCUGAAUCAGAUGCAAAGCUCGGGAAUAUCUCAGUGCAGUAAUACUGCACUGGGUCUCGUCGUCGGUCAGAAUCGAAUGCCAGUAGGUGAAGCGUGGUGACUAUGAUGAGUUCCACAACCUCAAGUGACCUCCGCACAACGGUGGCUUUCGCUGCUGUUGUGGAUGAAGUUUUGGACGUGUUUGUUCUUUCAUUGUUGGUUCUUGUAGUCGGUCCCAUAGCCCUCUAUGAAACUACGAAUGUUUAUGUCUUGUUCGAGUACAUCCGUCUUGCAAAUAGUCUUUAGAUUACGUUCAUUUGUCUCAAAAUACAUUCAAACUUUAGAAAACACAAAUUACAGACCGCUCUGACCUUCA